AUGCAUCAGUCCUCGCGAAGACAUCGUCACCUGGCGCCAGAUGCCCAGGAGUUGAUUCUCGAAUGGCUUUUUGAACGGGAGAACUCGCCGACGACUUACACAAGCCAUCAUGCCUCGGGUCGUGCAGAAGGGGCCUUUUUCGCUGACGGAUUUCUGUUUAUCACUGAACAAGCGACUCCAACGAAGAGCCAGCAAUGUCACAGCAGUGGGGUUCCUAUCAUGCAGCCUGUAUCAACUCCUACGAGAAGGGCGCUGCGCGAAGGAAGCUCUUUUACUCAACGUUCCCCUCCCUUGAACCGUAUCAGAUGGUCUCCUUAUCCUGAAACGCAUCCUAUUGAAAAACGGACAAUUUCCGAAAAGGGAAGCAAAGGUGGAUACGAACGCAAACCACGACAUAAGACCAAAGAAGACCGUUACGAGUACAAGGGCUCAAACUCUCGAAUACAAGGAAAACAAUCGCCGAUAAAAACGAAAAAGUCAUCAAAGCAGGUUAGAAGACAUACGAUCAAUGACAACUUCCAUGCUUCCAAUGUCCCACGAGAUAGAUUGACAGUCGGCGAGCUUCGACAUUUUCCUCAUUUCUCGCGCAUUCGCAAGCUGGUAAACCGAGGUCGAGUACCUGAGAAGAGGUUCUCAGAGACAAAAUUCUUGAGCAAGAAAUUGCAGAGCGAUAGCGAGGAAUACACAAGCUAUCAGAGUCCGAACAAAAAGCGGAAGACUCGAGCAAAUCCUGAGGAUUGUCAACUACUCAUUUCAAGCUACUUCCCACUUGGCUCACUCGAAGAUGAGGCUCCUAUGCAGGGUUUCGAGAUGGAGGCAAGCGGUACCUUGUUGCAUUCAUCUCCGAACGUACAACCACGAUCCCCAGCAGACUGUAGGGUGCGCGACACAGCAGCGAAGAGGCAUGCCGCUGUUGCCGUUCAAUAUCCGGCUGAUCAGCCUAAGUACUCCGGGGCGUACCAUCCUGAUGUUCGAGGGUGCGAAAUCUCUCUGUCAUCAACACCUAUCAGUAUUUCAUUCAAUGAACAUGCCGCAUUCUUGUCUGAAAGCUGGACAGAGUUUUACACGAAACAGCUUCUGCAUUUUGACUUGAGCUCACGAGACAAGGCCGAAGAUGAGUCUACCCAUUCAGGUAGAAAGUACUGGAGCUUGGAGGACCUGAAGCUCCUGCUACAAGAGCGAGAGAAGUUUCGGCAACACGAGAGAGGGCCCCAAGUUGUGUCAGAGAACUCACUCUCAGGUAGCAGACGCAACAUUCGCAGAGCAAGCUCUAUCUAUGAAGUGGAGGACGCUGAUGAAGAUCAUUUAAAGGAACGCAAACAAAUGGUGCUAUUGGAAGAGAUGGGAAAUAGUUUCGUUGAGAAUAACGCAAGCGUUGAUACGAAAUUUAUCUUUCCAGGGCACUUUGAUAAGGGUCUCAACAACGAGCUAGAUUUUCAGCACACAUCUAAUACACCUCUAGCGAGACCCAAGCAGACGCUGGGUAAUGUGAGCAACGCUGGCGCGAAGGAAGAAUUUGACUUCUGCUCCGACACGUGGAAAUGCUGCGAGUAUCCUACCAAAGCCCAAGAUGAGCACUUCUCCUCCUCGGUAUCUCAAGCCGGACCGUUUGAACAAGGGGCCGACCUCCAGCUCGGCUCAGGAGCAGGAAGGGAUAAAGUUGAUGACGACGUGGUCAUGUUCUUUGCUGAGGAGCCCCAACUUCAGGACGAUAUCUAUGAUUACUUCGCCACAGAGGCGCUCGAUGUGGCAGCACAUGACGCGAUCAUGCAUCCAGAGGAAGAUACUUUGGAAUGUGUGUGGGACUAUGCAAUGCGGAUCCCUCUGGGUGCUGAUGGUUUCGAAAACUACCCAGUCUCUCAAGGCGUCCUUCCAAAUCGAGUCAUGACGGAUAAAGCAUCACUACAUUGUCCAUUGAACGCUGUACCAUAUCCGCCGCAUGACGUUCUAUCCUCACAUGAAACGAUGGAGCGGGCAUCGGAUGUCUGGGCCGUGAGGCGAUGUGGCAUGGAUCAAGGGUUAAUUGAUAUUCCCAGGGAUUUUUGGCGGCAGAACAGGUUAUAUUGA
Messenger RNA from Aspergillus viridinutans, 2067 nucleotides. RefSeq lists its product as uncharacterized. The record is from RefSeq and is a predicted model, not a curated record. The coding region runs from base 1 to 2067 and encodes 688 amino acids. The transcript is spliced from 3 exons. NCBI's taxonomy places the organism in Eukaryota, Fungi, Ascomycota, Eurotiomycetes, Eurotiales, Aspergillaceae.